Molecule: messenger RNA, 1581 nt
Organism: Ruditapes philippinarum (Manila clam)
Lineage: Eukaryota; Metazoa; Mollusca; Bivalvia; Venerida; Veneridae
Product: galactose-3-O-sulfotransferase 2-like
Exons: 2
Coding region: 163-1305 (380 amino acids)
Biological process (GO): glycolipid biosynthetic process
Cellular component (GO): membrane
Molecular function (GO): galactosylceramide sulfotransferase activity
Source: RefSeq, a predicted model, not a curated record
AACUCUCGAAUGUAUUGUAGACCGUACACAUCACUAUACAAGUGUGUGUUUACAACAAUAAUGCAUGCAUAGUGAUGUGAUUGUACAUUGUAGUAUGAUCUCAUUUAUGCAGUGUAUUUGAAUGUGUGUGCUUCUUCAUGUUUAAAAAAGAGGAUUAAAUAUAUGUGCAGUAGAACAAACAUAAUGUAUAGAUUAACGUGUGGAGAAACACCUUUCAUCAUUGUAACGUUGAUGGUAUGCAUUCCUUAUGCGGCACACUUAUAUUUUACAAGACAUGCAUAUGAUCUCUUUAUUGAAAAUAGAACAUUUAUAAACACAGACAACGCAAGAAAAAGAAAUCAAUAUUUCUCUGAUGUUAAAUCGGAAAUGCUUUCUCAAACAAAUGAAAGCGAAAAGUGGAAGCAUAUUUCAUUUUUGAAAGUUCCAAAAAGCGGAUCAAGUACGACUGCCUGUAUUUUCAUACGAUUCGGUAUCAACAAUAACCUAUCUUUGUUUUUGCCAAAACGAAAUACUAUUUCGGAAAAAAUGCAACAAAAGCUAAUUAGAGAUAACAAGCACUAUGAUAUUUUUGUAAUACACACGAAAUACAAUUAUUUAUUUUUUUCGCACAUUGUAAAAAACUCUAAGAUUAUUGGAACAAUUCGGAAACCAGAAACGAGACUUGUCAGUCAUGCUUUCUAUUUCAGACUUUAUAAAAAGUACCCUAAUUUAUAUGGAUUAAGUGACCAAGCAUUUAUAAACAAAGUGGUCAUGGAUACACCUAGAUAUAACGUGCACAAUAUAAUGGGGUCAUAUUUUGGUUUGAAUAAUCAAAGUAUAACAAGGCAAUCUUUACAGAAGAAGCUGGAGAAACUUAACAUUGAGUUUGCAUGUGUUCUUAUUAUGGAAAAAUUUGACGAGUCACUAAUUAUUUUGAAAAGACUUCUUCGUUGGUCCUUUUUCGACAUUAUUUACGCGCCUAAAAAGACAAAACACAAUGAUGGCAUUUAUUUGAAUGAACGUCAAAUUAAACAUUUGGAGCAGACUAAUAAUAUUGAAUAUGCGAUUUACAACUAUUUCUACAUUGAACUUGAAAGAAAAAUUCAAAAUGCAGGACAUAAUUUCGUUCAAGAGGUUGCACAUUUUAAGCAGAUUCUAAAUCAGACACGUCAUUUUUGCAAAAACAAAAGGCAUUACAAGGCUUCAUUUUAUACAUUUCAGGCUUCCGAAUGGGAUGAUAGUUUUUCAGUUUCUAAAUCAGAUUGUAUUAUAAUAUUUAACUUGGACGUUGUUAGUCUAAAGGCAGGCCGUUACACAAAAAUUUGAAAAGGUCAUCAUGCAGAUUAAUCAUUUCUAAUAUUAAGCGACAAAUAAAUAAAUUUUAUAGACUUACACCAUAUUCAAUAUUUCAUACUAGAUCUUCAGCUAUUUCCUUUUAAACCCCUUUAAAUAUAGGGAUUGUUACCUAGUUUGAAUUGAUCUGAAAUUUCUCGCCAAGGUCAAUGGAGCCAAUUAUUAUGCGACACAUCAGCCUGUAUUUUUUGCCUGAUGAUUUUCAUCUUUAAACGGAUGGCUAUUUUAUGGUUAAAUUCCUUUUAGAUU